AUGUCGGGGACAAAGGCAGCUCUUAAGGCUAUCAACGAUGCUAUUCGCCAGCAAAAGUUUGAUGAUGCCGUGACCAAGGCACAGGAGCUUCUGGAAAAGGACUCCAAGAACUAUCAAGCUCACAUAUUUUUGGCAUUUGCCCUGGAUAAGAAAGACAGGCUCGACCAAGCUCAGGAAUCUUAUCGUUCUGCCACAUGGCUUCGGCCUCAGGAAGCACAGGCUUGGCAGGGUCUAAUCAAGCUGUUCGAGAAGCAGAGCAAUAAGAAGCUCGUGGACUACCAACAGGCAGUCGUCAAUCUCGCGCAGAUUUAUCAAGAUGCUGAUGACAUGUACAAGUCUCAAGAUGUUGUGAUCAAGUUCAUCGAUUUUGCUAGAGUUCAUGGAGACGAAAUCCAAUAUGCAGAAGCAUUGUCGAUACAACUCCCCGAAAGUCCACUGUACUCUAUUCUUGAGGGUCGAUUUCCUCAUCCCGCAAAGACGUACGAGACUGUAGCGCACAUUCUCGAAAAGUAUGAAAAGCACAGGAUAAACACGCUCAUCGGAGAGCGACGGACUAAGCUAGGUGCCAAGCUCACAGAAGUUACCCUCGACGCCAAGCGAGAAGUCUACAGCCAGAGCAAGCUGGAACACAUCUAUCGACAGUUCAUUAACUGGACAAAUGACGAUGACCUAAGACGGCAGUAUGAAGAGAAGCUUCUUCAACUUUGCUAUGAUCGUCUCCUGGUCGCGCCAGCAGGUGCUGAAAAGGAUACGGAGCGUCAAAAAGUGCUCGAUCUGGCCAACGGCAUGGUUGCAAUUAAAUAUCCCUACAAGCUCGCCUGGGAUAUCUCCAUAGAGUGGCAGGAUAAGAAGGAGAUCCGCGAGUGGGAUGUUGAUGUCCUCCGGGCUUAUUGCUCUUUCUUCCCCGACAGCGAUCUAUACAAGGUCAUCACAAGUUUCCUAACAAGUCCGAUUUCACCAUUUCCACCAGAGAAGCCGCAAGAAAAGACCAAAGAAACACCCAAUGAAUCAGACGAAAGCUCCGAUGACGAUGAUGGUGGAGUUCCCACUCUCGUGGUUCCUUUGACCGAUGAGGAUCGUCUCAUCAUGAUUACCGAAGGCAUUAUCACUGCAGACUCGGUAUUUGCAUAUCGACUUACUGGCCAAUACCUCCUUCAUAUUGGAGAGUACGAGGCUACUGUUGAGCUUAUGCGAAAGGGAUUGGGACUACUAGAGCAAGAGCGCAAGAAAACCGGGUUAUCAUUUGCCAACGCCGAAGACUCUUACUACCUGUCACUUGGAACGGCACUGGUUUAUUACCAGUCUCCUCGACACCACAAGGAGGCAAAGGAGUUGUUCGACAAGGUUCUUGAGCGUGAUACUACCUCCACUUCUGCUUUAAUUGGUGUUGGUCUCAUUUACGAAGAAGAGGAGGAAUACGAUGAGGCGAUUGACUAUCUCACUCGAGCUUUGGAACGUGACCAGACGAACAUCAAAGUCAAGUCUGAGGCUGCCUGGGUGAAGGCACUCAAAGGAGACUGGGAAGCCGCGAAAGCGGAGCUUUAUGAAUGUCUUGAGCCUCUCGAGACGCAAGGUGCUGCAUCAAAAGAAUUGUUGGGUGAGACACAGCACCGGCUGGGAGUGUGUAUAUGGAACAUCGAUACUAGCAAGGCCGCGCGGAAACAACGAAAGGAAGAAUCUGCAUAUGCAUACUGGCUAAGCGCUCUGAACAACCAUCUGAACCAUGCACCCACAUAUACAUACCUCGGAACUUACUAUGCCGACUACGCGAAGGACAAAGGCAGGUCACGACGUUGUUUCCAGAAGGCGCUGGAGCUAUCUCAUGCCGAAGUGGUUGCUGCUGAGCGACUUGCCCGCUCGUUUGCCGAUGAUGGAGACUGGGAUAGAGUCGAGCUCGUAGCCCGCCGUGUUGUUGACUCUGGCAAAGUAAAGCCACCUCCAGGAUCAAAGAGAAAGGGAAUCAGCUGGCCAUUUGCUGCACUGGGUGUAGCUGAGCUGAACAAGCAAGGCUUCCACAAGGCUAUUGUAUCCUUCCAAGCGGCACUUCGUAUCAGUCCCGAGGAUUACCACUCUUGGGUUGGCCUUGGAGAGAGCUACCACAGCUCGGGUCGACAUAUUGCUGCUACCAAGGCCAUUCUGAACGCCCAGAAGCUGGAGGAGGAGAUAGAGGCGGAUAUCUCUGGAGACAGAUGGUUCACGAAGUACAUGCUUGCUAAUGUCAAGCGUGAACUGGGUGAAUACGAUGAGUCAAUUGCUCUCUACAGAUCCGCCAUCGAGACGCACCCCGACGAGGAGGGCGUUAUCAUCGCCCUACUUCAAACUACAGUCGACAGUGCCCUUUCCUCCGUGGAAAAGGGGUUGUUCGGAAAGGCUAUCCAGCUUGCUACUGAGACCAUCGAGUAUGCAAAGACAGCCAGCGGUAGCGUUCUUGAGACCUUCAACUUCUGGAAGGCUAUAGGUGAUGCAUGCUCUGUCUUCUCCUCCGUUCAAAGCCGCACUCAAGACCUUCCCUCCGAUUCUGUUCGGGGGCUUCUCGAAAAGGGCUCACAGGAGGCAUACGAAAUCCUCGCCAGCGUUGACAAGGUUGGUACUGACGUGGUGUUUGCCAAGGGAUUAUACGCAGACGAUGAGCAGCCAGGAGUUGACCUCACUCGAUGUAUCCAUGCUACAAUUCUGUGCCAUAAGCAGGGCGUUCACAUCGCGACUAAUGAUCGCCACGCACAAGCGGUUGCUUACUACAACCUGGGAUGGGCAGAGUACCGCGCGCAUAUUUGCCUCCCUGCUGAUAUCAGGAAGAAGUCCAGCAGCUACAUCAAAGCCGCAGUGAGAUCAUUCAAGCGUGCUAUUGAGUUGGAAGCUGGAAACUCGGAGUUCUGGAACGCUCUCGGUGUGGUAACCAGCGAGAUCAACCCCUCAGUAGCGCAGCAUGCUUUUGCCCGAAGUUUGUACUUGAACGAACGAAGCCCAGCGACUUGGACAAACCUGGGAACUCUGGCUCUUUUGUCAGGAGAUGUGCAGCUAGCCAACGAGGUUUUUACGAGAGCCCAGUCUACUGACCCUGACUAUGCACAUGCUUGGCUGGGACAAGGCUUUGUGGCUCUCUUGCAUGGGCAAGCCAAGGAAGCCCGCGGACUUUUUACUCAUGCAAUGGAGAUCGCAGAUGCGUCUUCAGUACCCACCAGACGCCACUACUCGAGCGCUUUGUUCGACCAUGUACUCACAGUUUCUCCCAAUGAGCUCAACGUGGAGUCGCUUAUCCAGCCGCUUUUUGCGCUGAACCAGUACCAGAGCCUUAAAUCAAAUGAUCUGGCCUUUAGUCAUUUAGCAACGCUAUUUCAGGAACGUACCAACGAAAGUGGCCGUGCUGUUGAUACACUAGAGAAGAUCUCUGAAACCAUCGAAGCCGACUACGAGAGUACCGAAUCUCCUCAGAGCCUGGCUAAGUUUGCUCUGGCCAAGACUGAUCUUGCCCGAACUUACCUUGCAGCUGGCUCCUAUGAGAAGGCAGUCGAGUGUGGUGAACUAGCCCUUGGCCUCAGCAGUGAGGAGGCAGAAAACGAGCUCUCAAGCGAGCAACGCAAGAAAGCACGUUUGUCUGCACAUCUGACCGUCGGACUGGCUCAGUAUUAUGACAGCAAGUUCGACGAAGCCAUCACAUACUUUGAAACCGCUCUGGAGGAGUCUGACGGAAGUCCAGAUGCCGUGUGCUUGUUGGCACAGGUCCUCUGGGCCCAAGGAUCUGAAUCAUCUCGAGACAGGGCUCGUGAGGCGUUGUUCGAAGUGAUUGAGAAGCAUCCUGAGCAUGUCCAGUCAGUUCUCCUACUAGGUGUUAUCGCCCUGUUGGAUAAGGAUGAGGACAGUCUGGAGGCAGUCGUGGAAGAACUUCACAGCCUACGCACAAACCACAAGGUGACAGCUUCAGAACAGUCACACAUCGGCGAGGUGUUACGAGCUAUUGCUACUCUAGGAGAAGGACGUACAGAAGAGGACAUGAGAACACAGGUGCAAACAGAUAUCAUGCUAUACCCCGGUCUGCCCCACGGUUGGUCUGCCCUGGCGCAAUCCGCAGGCGACAAGCACGCAGCUCAGAUGGCGCUCAAGGUAGCAUCGAGGGGCAUUCCUCCAAAGGGUCUGUUGGAGGCUCAGGAUCUAUCAAAGGCGUAUGCUGGAACAGCUACUGCUGGGGAUGCUCAGCGAGCAACGUUCCUCGCGCCUUGGGAGCAGAGUGGCUGGACAUCGCUGGCUGCUGCUACGGAGGGAUUCUGA
Fusarium sp. VM40 is the source of this 4266-nucleotide messenger RNA. NCBI's taxonomy places the organism in Eukaryota, Fungi, Ascomycota, Sordariomycetes, Hypocreales, Nectriaceae. The record is from the annotation of a GenBank genome assembly.